Molecule: messenger RNA, 2393 nt
Organism: Helianthus annuus (common sunflower)
Lineage: Eukaryota; Viridiplantae; Streptophyta; Magnoliopsida; Asterales; Asteraceae
Product: putative receptor protein kinase ZmPK1
Exons: 1
Coding region: 240-2375 (711 amino acids)
Biological process (GO): protein phosphorylation; recognition of pollen
Molecular function (GO): ATP binding; protein serine/threonine kinase activity
Source: RefSeq, a predicted model, not a curated record
CCUUCGUAUUUCUCUUACCUUUAAUAACCCUAUGUUAUUCUCCACAAGUUGUUGCAUCUUCUUCUUCUUCAUCAAGUGUAUUAGCACAAGGCUCAUCACUCUUUGUUGAAAAGAAAGAUCAUUUGGUUUCAUCAAAUGGCCUUUUCACAGCCGGAUUUCACGAGAUUGGCCAAAAUGCUUAUUGCUUUGCAAUAUGGUUUUCUGAGCCCACAUUGGAUGGAGAUCAUACAUUAGUUUGGAUGGCAAACCGCGACCGGCCUGUUAACGGAAAACGCUCAAGGCUUUCCUUGUGGAAAAACGGUAACCUUGUUCUAACGGACGCUGGCCAAAGCAUUUGGACCACCAACACUCAUUCUAAUUCGUCCUUGCAACUGCAACUCCUUGACUCGGGUAACCUUGUUCUUACCCGGUUAGAAAAAGAAUCGUAUCUUUGGCAAAGCUUUAGUUUUCCAACCGAUACCAUCCUUCCCAAUCAGCCGUUCACCAAAGAUACCGUCCUUAUAUCUUCCACAAGUUUAACAAAUUUUUCUUCUGGCUUCUACAAAUUCUACUUUGACAAUGACCAUGUACUUCGCCUUCUUUACACCAACAAUGAAUUUCCCAGCAUUUAUUGGCCUAUGCCUUGGUUAGAAUCAUGGGAAUCGGGAAGGUCUAUUUACAAUAAUAGUAGAAUUGCUUUGCUUGAUUCCAAUGGGUAUUUCCAUUCCUCAGACGAUCUUACUUUUACCACCACAGACUAUGGUGAUGCCCUUCAAAGAAGACUCACCCUUGAUGUUGAUGGCAAUAUUAGAGUUUACUCACUUAACCAAAGAAGUUGGAGUCUUUCAUGGCAAGCAAUCUCAAUACCAUGUACUAUACGUGGGAUUUGUGGUCCAAACAGUCUUUGUACUUACAACUCUGAAUCAGGAAGGAAAUGUGCUUGCAUGCAUGGAUACAAGAGCAAGAACCACUCUGACUUGUCUUUCGGGUGUGAACCUAUACAUGAUCUUUCUGGACAUUAUGAAAACUAUGACUUCUUCAAGCUCCCUCGUGUGGAAUUUUAUGGAUUUGAUUCUCAAUCUAUAGAAAGAUCCGAUUUCACAGAAUGCAAGAAGGCAUGCCUCAAUAACUCAAAUUGUAAAGCAUUCCAACUCUCCUUCGAUGAACACACACGCUCCUCAAGAUGUUAUGUCAAGACUUUGCUGUUCAAUGGCCACCACAAGGAUACUCAUAUCGACACUUUUCUUAAGCUACCUAAAUCUGAUGUAUUAGCAUAUAAUUCAUCUAUUGCCAAUGAGUCCAACUUGUAUUGUGUGACUUCUAUAAUGCAGCCAAAGCAUGAGAGAAAGAGUGUAAAUGGGUCCGUCAAGUUCAUGUUGUGGUUCUCCAUCAUCUUUGGUGUAAUUGAAUUUGCAUCCUUUGUAUUCUUCUAUUAUAUCACCAAAGAACCCUCAGGUACAACAACCCAAACCUACCUAGCAAUUGCUACUGGAUUCAAAAGGUUUACAUACGCUGAGAUAGUGAAGGCGUCUCAUAAGUUCCAAGAAGAGAUUGGAAGAGGCGGUGGUGGUACUGUGUACAAAGGCAAACUUCCAGACAAUCGGGUAGUAGCAAUUAAGCGACUUCAUGAGGCUAUCCAAGGAGAAGCUGAAUUUCUAGCAAAGAUGAGCACAAUCGGAAAGAUAAAUCAUAGGAACUUGAUUGAAACAUAUGGUUAUUGUGCUGAGGGAAAACAUAGGAUCUUGGUCUAUGAGUACAUGGAGAAUGGCUCAUUAGCUAACAACAUAGGUCGUAACCAGCUUGAUUGGCAAAACAUAUUUGAAAUUGCAUCUGGCGUUGCGAAAGGGCUAGCUUAUCUACAUGAAGAAUGCUUGGAGUGGGUUUUACAUUGUGAUGUUAAACCACAAAAUAUAUUGUUGGAUGCUAGUUAUAACCCAAAGGUGGCUGAUUUUGGUCUGUCCAAGCUAUUCCAACAAGGCAAAACAGAAAAUUUUGUAUUUUCAAGGAUAAGAGGCACCAGAGGGUACAUGGCUCCAGAAUGGGUGUUUAAUCUUCCAGUCACUUCAAAAGUUGAUGUUUAUAGCUACGGGAUGGUGGUGCUAGAGAUGAUAACAGGAAGAAGUCCCACAUAUGAUCAACCAAGUGAUGAUAACGAAAGGUUGGAACAAAAGAGGCUCGUAAGUUGGAUAAAAGAGAAGGUCCAUGAGGCUAGUGAAAGUUUGACAGAGACACACAUCACAGAGAUAGUGAAUCCUAUGGUUACGGGUGAGUAUGAAGAAAAUCAAAUGAAUAAUCUUCUAAAAGUGGCUCUACAAUGUGUUGAUGAUGACAAAGACGCUCGACCUACCAUGAGUGAGGUUGUGAAGAUGCUUAUCCACCUGGAGAUGGAAGAUUAGUUAACUUUAUUAGUUAAA